UUCUUCCAUGAUGGGAGCAUUCAAGAUUGCACGUGUGAAUGUGCUGUAAGAGAAAAUGGUGCCUGCCAUCACAUUCUGGGGCUACUUAAGGUGGUUUUGCUGCUCAAGGAGAAUGGCUAUAACGAAGCGCCACCUGAGCUUUCUUGCACUGAAUUGCCACAGCAGUGGAGACGUCCACGAGGAGAAAAAAUAACGGCGUGUGGUGUAGAUGAACUUGACUGGAGGGCUCCGAGACCUGGUGGACUUGAGCGUCCCACUCCUUCAAGGCUCUAUGAAGCACGCAAGAGACCAAGACUUGCACAUGAAGUACAGCUGGCUGCUCUCAAAUAUGGAGAGGCAUUAGAAACUCAUGCACCGUCUCCAUUUGCAAGACACCUCAGGAACAUGAAGGCAGUGCCCGCAACGUCUACUUUUGGGGAAACUUGUGUGGGAAGUUUGCUGUGGUGCCAAAAGACUGUACUGCCUCACCACUUCACAACGUAUAUAAGCCCGGACAUUCAGUUGGGUGUGACAGCACAUCCUCAUCACCCAACACCACCUGAACCCGACUUAUUUACGUCAACAACAGUGUUUGCUUCAUCAUCUGUGAGCCUGCCAAAUAAAGAAAGAGCCAUAUUUGAGACAUUGAUCCAAUCAAUUCAAGAUGCUCGUCUCCUGGAAAAGAGUAGCCGGCAGCAGAGCAAAAGUACUGAGUGGAAGAAGGCCCGAAAGUAUCGCCUGACUGCCUCCAACUUUGGGACUGUUGUUGCCCGUGAGAAAUGGACACCGAAAGGACUGCAGAACUUGACAAGUGACAAGGACCUGUCACGGGUGAGGGCUGUACAGUAUGGCAUCUCCAAUGAGCGACAGGCAGUACGGCGAUACGAGGCGGCACUUCGCACUGCUUUGCACGACGUCCAGACCUUUCACUGUGGACUGGUUGUAAGUCCAACAAGCCCAUGGCUCGGCGCUUCACCAGACCGGAUUGUGUGGGACCCACAAGAGAACUCCCAUGGCAUCAUUGAAGUGAAGUGUCCAUAUUCGAUGAAGGACAUGGAUGAGCCAACCACUCAAGGAUCGUGCCUGUACAAGGAUACUGACAAUGUUUUCAGGCUUGAUCGUCGGCACCAGUAUUAUUAUCAGCUUCUUGGGCAAAUGGCUAUCUGUGGGCUUUCCUGGGCAGAUUUUGUAGUGUACUCUCCCCAGUUUCUUGUGGUUGAGAGAAUCAAGUAUGAUGAUGCAGCUUGGCAGCAAUGCAAAGUGAAACUGAACAAGUUUUAUUUCAGCACAUUAUUGCCAUAUUUUGCAAGCAGAGAUCAUCCAUUGCAACCAAGCAACUCGUAAUUUUCUGCGGCAUAGUAAGGAAAGAAGCAUUGCUUUUGUAGGGCUUUGUAGGUCAGAAGUGCUUUGACAAUGUACCAAGACAAGUUAGACAGUGCAAUUUACAAUACAGUUGACCAUCCUUCAAAGAGACAUGUACCAGGGAGCAGUUUUUGCUCCUUAUAUGAGGGUCCUUCUAUAAGCAGGGUACCAUAUUUUCAUUUGCUGAUCGACCGUUAUAUCGAGUUACGCACCCUAUGAGUAAAAUAAGAAUGAGAGAAAGCUACAGCCUGUUCCAAAAAUUCAAUAUGUACCAUUUGCUUUAAUGCUAUGCAGUUUGUUUGGUGGACUGCUACACAGAGACACUAAUCCUUUUUCUCCCCCGUGACAUUUCUUUUUUUCAUUACUUAUUUAUUGUGACAUUUUCUUGGAGGUAGGCACGAUGGCUUGUUUAUGUCAGCAAAUGUGCCGCUUACUGCUUUGCUUGCAUUUGCAGGGUAGAUUUGUUGUUGAGGGAAUGCUGUGUGAGGUGUAACGUCAGCCGCGCACUGUGGUGCUUGUUCAUUGAGAGCAGCGCAAGUGGGACUCCUUAUAGUUCCGAUAUAUCUUGUUUGUUUUCUCCUGGAAUAUCUUUGCAUACACUUAAAAGCAUUUUAUAUAAUUGAAGCGCUUUGUUAUAAUGACCUAAGUCCUAAUAUGUAUUCUAAGUAUAAAGCAGCUCUUGCAAUUUCAUGGACUUCUGCUAAGCACCCCGUUGGUACCCGCUCAAUUAUUUUAUCUAACGGCUCUUUUGGCAUAGCUGCAAUCAUUUCAGUAUUUACAUACCCAGGUGCUUUUACAUUUGCAACCGUAAAAGUGUCGUUCAAAUACAUAGUAAGCGGGUCAGUGAUCUGCUCAUCAAUAGCAAAAGCUUCUGAAGGAGCUGUUGGAAUUAAUAUUGCAUUAAUUUUUUCAAAUGUGUCUAUAACAUCCUUUUGUAGUAGCCUUCCAACUUUUUGUGCCUUCAAAUAAUGUAAAUCAUAUUGCACAGAAGAUAAAAGUGCCUAUCGUUAUCAGUCUUCUCACUUUUUUACCGAACCCUUGCCCCCUAGUUUUUGAUAUCAUAACAUUAAUGUAAUCACCUUCUUCUUCAACCCAUGCACUCCUGUCAUUCUUUUUCCUCGCACCACCUGCACACAGUCACCCUCCUUGCCUUGAUAUUCUUGAAGUGUUUCUCUACACUGGAUUUGCCUUGCAAGGUCUCCAUGUUUUAUAACUUACUGACCCACUUCGCUUUUUGCAGAAGUUAUAAUAAACAGUGAGUGCAUGUGUGUCAUUUUCCAUUGCUUUCCACAGUGGGUAAAACCGUGCUUAGCAGCUAAUGGUGCAUUUGUGUCAUUUUUUCCAUUGCUUUCCAUGGUGGGUAAAACCGUGCUUAGCAGCUAAUGGUGCUGCCUUUCAUGUUAAAAACAUAUCUGUUACUUGCAAGUUUGCUGUCCAGAAUUCAACAAUAACUUGUCGCUUUACAGGCGAUUGUCUUUUAUCUCCAGUGUCUGUCACAAAAGAGUUCAAAUGAAUGGGGUAGGCAGGGUGGCUGAUCGUGUGGAUUAAUGGUGCCUUAUUUCCAACUUCAUGUUACGUCCAUGUCUAAUAUAUAGGUAUUCAAGUCUCAUAAUAAUAACUUGUGGGUCUUUAUGUACAGGAUGUAUUUAUAACUAUAUGAUAAUGAAGCAGGGUGUAGUGGGGGACUCUGGAUCAUAUUUGACUACUUCGGG
Molecule: messenger RNA, 3053 nt
Organism: Rhipicephalus sanguineus (brown dog tick)
Lineage: Eukaryota; Metazoa; Arthropoda; Arachnida; Ixodida; Ixodidae
Exons: 3
Coding region: 385-1323 (312 amino acids)
Source: RefSeq, a predicted model, not a curated record